This is a messenger RNA of Ostreobium quekettii, 984 nucleotides long. Lineage: Eukaryota; Viridiplantae; Chlorophyta; Ulvophyceae; Bryopsidales; Ostreobiaceae. The record is from the annotation of a GenBank genome assembly.
AUGUUGCGAAGCCGAGCUUCUGCACCGUUUCUCUGCCGCUGCCUGCCCUCUCUGUGGUCGCGCGCAAGGACCGGCAUCGACGGGAAGGGGGGCGUCUGGGGAUUAUCUGGCCCCAACAUCGGGUCCCUCCCGCCGAGUGGCGAGUCGUUCCAAAAAGGCUGCAAGGCGCCAUCCAUGCCCCUCUCGUCCGCCAGCGUCGACAGAGAUCUCGCCACGAAGUUUUUCAAUCCCGUGGUCGAUGCGGACACCCAAGUGUGGCUGAUCCUGCUGAACUUCGACCUGCCGUGCUUCAUUUUGGAGCUGUGGCAACGAGCCAGUCUCCGUGUCUGCGCUGAUGGGGGCGCAAAUAGAUGGUUUGAUGCCAUCCCCAAAGUGUGCAGAAACGAGUCAGCGGACACUGCACAUAUACUGCGAAACGAGCUGCUGCCAGACGUCAUCCGUGGUGACCUGGAUUCUCUGAGGGACGAUGUCCGACAAUUUUACGAGGCAAAGGGAGUCCAAGUGGAUGAUCUGUCAGCAGAUCAGGACACGACAGACUUCAUGAAAUCUGUGAACUACAUGGAAGCGAAACUGCAGGAUAGAGGGAAGCAGGAUGAUGUCAUCAUUGUUGUUGCAGGCGCUCUUGGCGGCCGUCUGGACCACACCCUGUCCAGCCUGCACACUCUCCAUCUUUUCCCGCACCUGCCGCUGGUCCUGCUAGGAGAGGGCAACCUCGCGCGGCUGGUGCCUGCAGGCACCAGUUGCAUCCAUGUGGACCGCCGGGUGGAAGGGCCCCAGUGCGCACUGGUGCCCCUCAACGGGUCCGUCGUCGGGACGUCCAAGGGGCUCAAGUGGGAACUGGAGGGCACGCAGCUGGAUUUUCAGGGGCUCAUCAGCACGUCCAAUCAGUUGAAAGGAGAGGAGGUACUGGUGGAGGUCGAUGGCCCAGUGGUGUGGAUGACGGAGCUCAGGGAGGGGGAUGCGCUGCGGGCCAUGCAGCAGUGA